Molecule: messenger RNA, 1107 nt
Organism: Colletotrichum spaethianum
Lineage: Eukaryota; Fungi; Ascomycota; Sordariomycetes; Glomerellales; Glomerellaceae
Exons: 1
Coding region: 1-1107 (368 amino acids)
Source: RefSeq, a predicted model, not a curated record
AUGGCCUCGAGACCGGGCCUUACUUCCGGGAUCACAGAGGUUGCGCAGACCAAAUCUGAUCGGGCUCUGGCUACUUGGAAGGAGCAAGCGAAACAGAACAUCAACCCUGCGUUCGCUCGGCAUCCCAAGAAGAAGGACGAAGUAGUCAAUGCAAUCGAGAAGGUCGAAUGGGAUCAUCAGCGAAUGGCGGUCGAGGACGUCACCACACAAAAUCUCUAUAACGAUGCCAUGGAAUCCUUAUUUUGCGAGAGAAUGCCGUCGGUGCAAGGCUUCGUUGACGUAUGCCCUCCAAGCCCCAGCGUUCUAGAAGCGCUGAGGAUCAUGAAUGGCCUUGUGCUGCCGCCUGACAUCUCUGCGCUACUACAAGAGUACGGUCUUGAUCCCGACGCUUGUUGCAACCCGGAUCUUGACGACGAGCGAAAGGUGUUGUUGGAGGACUUCGAAAUCAAGUAUGUCGGCGAUGACCGUUUCGGGCCUCUUGAUCUCAGAAUCAGUAAGCGCCGGCGCGAUGGUGGGGAUGUAAAGGAACCCGCUCCGAAGAAGCGCAAGCGAGUCCCCCGUUUAAUGCAGAAGUCGUUUAGUUUCGCACCUCAGAUACCAUCGCCUCCAAGCAAGAUCGAUUGGCUAUCCACUUCGCCUGUGUGGCAGAACAAUGAUGAAGGUUCCGCACCCCUAAAGCUACGAGAGACCGACUCUCAGACUCAGGAUUCAUCCGCAACCCCUCAACCCGAACAUCAAGAUGGCGGACUCGCUGUCGAAUGUUUGAAUUCUCUUAACGAUCGCACUAGGAAACAUCCCCCGGAUACCGCCUUGAUCACGAACAAAUUAUCCCUCUCAGCUAUCCCAGCGGAUGUCAACCACGCCCUCGAUGCGAUCAGCGCCAAGAUGAUGGAUAUGAGAGCCGCCAUCGCCGCCCAGCAACAGGGCCAGAACGACAGUAUCCGAAAUGCUCUUCGGCCUCUCCACCAAGCCCUGGACACGAUUCACAAGUCAACCAAAGCUACGAUGGAGGCUGCUGAGAUGAUCAAAGCGACACUCGAGAAGUUGGACCGUGACUUGACCUUGGAAGAUGGACUGGUGGAGGGGCGGCUGGCGGUUCAGGGAUAA